This is a messenger RNA of Lasiosphaeria miniovina, 447 nucleotides long. RefSeq lists its product as uncharacterized. NCBI's taxonomy places the organism in Eukaryota, Fungi, Ascomycota, Sordariomycetes, Sordariales, Lasiosphaeriaceae. The transcript has a single exon. Bases 41 to 292 code for a protein of 83 amino acids. The record is from RefSeq and is a predicted model, not a curated record.
CUUUCUUUCCUCUAUCCGGUAUCUUUUAUACUUCCUCCCAAUGCCAGAGCAAUCUAUACCUCUGACUGACCCUAACGCGUUGAAUCUAGCGCUGAAUAACGGGAAUACACAGUCUCGGAUAUCGGCGGACAAUUUAUCAGUUUUCCAAGAACUCUCGCAGUUUCGAAUAGACCUCGAUAAACUCUGUGCGAAGCUAGAAUCUAAAUUUGGAGCCGGGGUGUGCACAAUCUACCUGAUGCAAGAUGUAUACACUAUAAAAGCGCCAGCCCGUUUAUCUAUCGUACAUUCCUAGCAUUUGCGCUGCAGUAUCUUAAGUCUAGAGAGCUAACUAGAUAUCUUGAACAGACUGAACUCGCUGAGUGUGUUUGACAAAUGCGGUCAAUACAUAUUACUGUCAGUGGUCAGGAGUAUGUUCUAGAUAUCGCUGCCGUCCUGGUUAACCAGCAU